Molecule: messenger RNA, 2033 nt
Organism: Coregonus clupeaformis (lake whitefish)
Lineage: Eukaryota; Metazoa; Chordata; Actinopteri; Salmoniformes; Salmonidae
Product: oocyte zinc finger protein XlCOF6.1
Exons: 2
Coding region: 184-1638 (484 amino acids)
Biological process (GO): regulation of transcription by RNA polymerase II
Cellular component (GO): nucleus
Molecular function (GO): RNA polymerase II cis-regulatory region sequence-specific DNA binding; DNA-binding transcription factor activity, RNA polymerase II-specific
Source: RefSeq, a predicted model, not a curated record
CCCACACAGAUUAAAGAGGAACAGGAGGAACUCUGGACCAGUCAGGAGGAAGAGCAGCUUCAAGGGCUCUUUGAUACCAAAGACUCCAUAUUCACUCCUUCCUGUGUGAAAAUUGAAUGUGAUCAGGAGGACCCACUUCACGAAGCCAUACUAGCUGAAUACCCAACUCUCAGUCCACUGAAAAUGUCUAAACUACAGUUGUUGCGUGUGUUUUUAAAUGAGCGUUUAACGGCAUCUGCUGCGAUUGAGAUUUUCAGUGCAGUUGAGAAAACGGUAGCAGAGUACCAGGAGGAGAAUGAUCUGCUACGGAGACUACUGAGGAUCACUCCGGAAAUACAAUUAUGUAGAAUAGACUCCCUGCAGCUCUCUGUCUCUGAAGAGGAGGUUCCCCCUGAGCAGCAGCACUGUGAGCAGGAGUGGAGCCCCAGUCUGGGGCAGGAGGACCCAGAGCCCACACAGAUUAAAGAGGAACAGGAGGAACUCUGGAUCAGUCAGGAGGAAGAGCAGCUUCAAGGGCUGGAGGCUGAUACCAAAGACUCCAUAUUCACUCCUUCCUGUGUGAAAAGUGAAUGUGAUCAGGAGGACCCACUUCAGUCCUUGACUCUUCCCCAAACCCAGACUGUGGAGAACAGAGAGAGUGACUCUAAACCAGUGGAUCUCAAACCUUUUGGCACUGUGACCCACCUAAAGGGUCUCUACAUUCCCUGUGACCCUCCAGAUAAUCAAAACAAUGCCUCCAGCCACCGCUCAGCCGUAAGCAGCGACCCAGUAGGACUUGACAGCAGUCCACUAUUGGAUCCCAGUUUAACAUUGGGGGAACACCGUUCCAAACCCAGCACCACGUCUAGAACAACUCACAGCUGCUGUGACUGUGGGAAAAGCUUCAGUAUCAAGAAGCAUCUAACCAGGCAUAAACUGACUCACACAGGAGAGAAACCAUUUAGCUGUGGUGACUGUGGCAAAAGCUUCUUUUUGAGGUAUAACCUAACCAUGCAUAUACGGACUCACACCAGAGAGAAACCAUUUAGCUGUGGUGACUGUGGGAAGAGCUUCAGUCUCAAGCAUACCCUAACCAAUCAUAUACUUACUCACACAGGAGAGAAACCAUUUAGCUGUGGUGACUGUGGGAAAAGAUUCAGUCAGAAGAAACUCUUAACCAAGCAUAUACGAACUCAUACAGGAGAGAAACCAUUUAGCUGUGGUGACUGUGGGAAAAGCUUCAGUCAGAAGGGACACUUAACCAUGCAUGUGCGAACUCACACAGGAGAGAAAUCAUUUAGCUGUGGUGACUGUGGGAAAAGCUUCAGUCAGAAGGGACACUUAACCAUGCAUAUACGAACUCACACAGGAGAGAAACCAUUUAGCUGUAGUGACUGUGAGAAAAGCUUCAGUCAUAAGGGAGAUUUGAAUAAGCAUAUACUGACUCACACAGGAGAGAAACCAUUUAGCUGUGGUGACUGUGGGAAAAGCUUCAGUCUCAAGAAUAGCCUAACCAAACAUAUACUGACUCACACAGGAGAGAAACAACAUGGCUGCUCAGUCUGUGGUAAAAGAUUCAUUCAGAAGACUAAUCUGUUGAGGCAUGUCAAAAACAACCACAAAGAAAGAGAAGAUGAAGGAACAAAGAAAGGAAAUUAGGACAGAGAGACUAAGAGUAUUGAGAUACACCCAGAGAGUGUAAUAAGAGUAUUGAGAUACACCCAAGAUCACCUGUGGACUCUUAACUGGUCCUCCUUAUCCUGCUCAGUCCAAUGUCACGCUAAUGAUCUAAUCUAUCUAUGUCCCUGUUGCUACUUUGUUAAUUAAAGGGGCAAUCGGAGGUGUAAACUACAAUUCAAGAUUUGGCAAGUUAGCCAGUGAAUUAAUUAAUUUGAAAUGUUUUGGUGGGGGUAGAUCAGCUUUAAUAUUGCUUAUUAUUAUUAUUAUUAUUAUUAUUAUUAUUAUUAUUAUUUAAAACCUUUAUUUAACUAAUAAAUUUAGCUUCCAUCAAUAAUUGUCUGCAUUUCCAAUCCCCCAUUUAUUUAUAUAUAUAU